CUUGUGUAAGAACGGAAACGACAUGAUAAGAAUUAUGUUAAAUGUCAGAAUCAGCUCAAAAAUGUACAAACAAAAUAAUCAUCAAGAACCAAAAUUAAAGAGGAAUGCUAGUUAUCUUUCAGGAGCGAAGAUGAAGACACAUCUUACGGUUCUCCUGCUCACGGCAAAUUUAGUUGCUUCGACAAGCAUAUCUCUUUUUCCUCCUUUCUUUCAACAAGCAUGCAAUGAGUGGGCAUCAACCACUCAUAGCCAAUGGGUUGAAGUGAAGAAGUCUACGUGGGAAAAUAUCUACAUUUAUUUUAUCGCCGAAGAAAAGGAUGCUAAGUUCAGCAUCAAAUUUUUUAAGUCAGUCCGAGAGUUUUGAUCUAUGGCUACAUGAACCAUAUGCAUACUACUUGGGGACAGUACUCCAUAAGGGCACUGUCGCUGGUGAAUGUAAAACGUACAGUCCCGUAUGUAAUACGUAUUUUAAUUUUGGGGACAAGGACCAUUUGAUUGGUUCAUCGGGCUUAAGUAAUUUCCGAAUUUCAAGCCAGUCACUGGUCUAUUACCUGACGUGUAGAUCACUUGGGUAUUUUCGUGAGGCGCCAGUGCUGAGAAAGAACCUCAGUUUUCCAGGCGUGGAACCUACAGAGCCACAGCUGAACCUCAGUCUUCCAGGCGUGGAACCUACAGAGUCAGAACAAAACCUUCCAGGCGUGAGGCCUAAGCAACCGAAAGGCCAAGACCAGUGUACCGCCCAGACCAUUGGGCUCGUGGUCGUAGGGACGGCGCUACUGCUCGCAUUGGCCUUCGUCUGCGUCGCCGGUUGGAGAACGAGGCAGGCAGCGGUGUCAGUGAAAGGCGGCGCAGCAUCUGGAAACAGCACAGUUUCCUGCCACGACAGCGAGAACAGCAUUUACGGGAUGACGGAAAUAGUUCCUACCAACACCUGAAAUUGUGACCUGCAAUUACAGAUCUUUGAUUUGGGUUUCAGUCCAGUAGCUAGGAAAUGGCACUAACUCGCUUUACAAUCGCAUGGUUUUAGGUUCGCAUACUGGGGUCAAAGUUGGUCACUCUACCGCAUCAUCCUGUUGCUUCGUAAUCCUAUUCCCCUGCGAACAAGGCCCCUACAUCCACUUGGUUAUGGGACCAUCUUCUACUUUGAGCUAAAUGAUAAUUGAGUUCAUUACAAUUGUUACAAUGGUUAUUCUUGGUGUGGCAGGCCGUUUGUUUAAUUUUGCUUCUAAAUAACCCUCCUGUGUGUUAGGUUCUAAAAUAUUUGACUCUGUUUAACUGUAAAUAAUGUAAUGCUAUUUUAAACUGUGUUAAUGUAUAAUGGGAGUCAUCGACUAGAGAAAGGGAAGUAGAAAGAGCGAGAGAGAAAUGGGGAAAACAAGGGAUAAGGACAGGAAGUGGUGACAAGAGAACGGAACUUUAUACACACACACACACACACACACACACACACACACACACACACACACACACACAC
This is a messenger RNA of Penaeus monodon (black tiger shrimp), 1474 nucleotides long. RefSeq lists its product as uncharacterized. The record is from RefSeq and is a predicted model, not a curated record. The transcript has 5 exons. Lineage: Eukaryota; Metazoa; Arthropoda; Malacostraca; Decapoda; Penaeidae. Bases 318 to 935 code for a protein of 205 amino acids.